CGCGCCGCCCGGGAGCGGCAGACGGGACAGGCGGGCAGGCGGACGCGCCGUCGGGGCCAGAGGAGCCCGAGGGGGCAGCCGGCACCGCACCGGCGGGGGAACCUGCCCAGCAGCGCCAGAGCCGGCGGAGAGAGCCGCUCCCCCCCACUCCUCCCUCCCCAAUCCACCCCCGCGACCCUGGUCCUCCUCCUCCUCCUCCUUCUCCUCCUCCUCCUCACCCCACUGGAUACAGCGAGGGAGACACUGCGGCGGAGGCGGCGGCGGCGGCGGCUGCUCCUGCGGGGGGAAGGAAGCGCCCGGAGAGCGGAGCGGCAGGAGGCUGCGGAUCUGUGUGCCUGGCGCCCACCCAGCCCGAGGGGAGCCCCCAGGAUGCGGCUGAAGCCCGGCGCGCUUCUGCGCUUCUACAGCCUCUGCGGGAUCCUCAUACAAGGCAGCCAAGGGCAGUUUCCACUUACACAGAAUGUCACGGUUGUUGAAGGGGGAACAGCAAAUUUGACCUGCAGGGUCGAUCAAAAUGAUAACACCUCCCUCCAGUGGUCAAAUCCAGCUCAACAGACGCUGUACUUUGAUGACAAGAAAGCUCUGAGGGACAACAGAAUUGAGCUGGUUCGAGCGUCAUGGCAUGAGCUGAGUAUCAGCGUCAGUGAUGUGUCUCUGUCGGAUGAAGGGCAGUACACCUGCUCUUUAUUUACUAUGCCUGUCAAAACUUCCAAGGCUUUUCUUACCGUUCUUGGUGUUCCUGAGAAACCACAAAUUACUGGAUUUACUUCACCAGUUAUGGAGGGAGAGAGGAUGCAGCUAACAUGCAAGACCUCUGGUAGUAAACCAGCAGCUGAUAUCAGAUGGUUCAAGAACGACAAAGAAGUUAAAGAUGUUAAAUAUUUAAAAGAAGAAGAUGCAAAUCGUAAAACAUUCACAGUCAGCAGCACACUGGAUUUCCUAGCAGAUCGCAGUGACGAUGGUGCAGUUGUAAGUUGCAGAGUAGACCAUGAGUCCCUAAACUCUACACCUCAGAUAGCAAUGCAGGUUCUAGAAAUACACUAUACACCUUUAGUUAAAAUCAUUUCUUCCAAUUCAUGGCCUGAAGAAGGACAAUCUAUAAUUUUGACUUGUGAAUCCAAAGGAAAACCAGUGCCAGAACCAGUACUGUGGACAAAGGACGGUGGCGAGCUGCCAGAUCCAGAAAGAAUGGUUGUCAAUGGCAGGGUUCUAAGCAUCAGUUUCCUUAACAAAACGGACAAUGGCACUUAUCGAUGUGAAGCAAAAAAUCCUAUUGGCCGAAACAGCACAGAAUAUGUCCUGAUAGUACAUGAUGUUUUCAACACUUUGCUUCCCACUACUGUCAUCCCCUCCCUUACCACUGCAACAGUCACAACCACUGUAGCCUUAACAACCAGCAAAACCACAUCGGCAACAGCCAUCAACACCAGAGAUCCUAAUGCUUUGGCUGGAAAGACCGGACCUGACCAUGCUCUUAUAGGAGGAAUAGUGGCUGUAGUUGUCUUUGUAACGCUAUGUUCUAUAAUUCUGCUUGGUCGAUACCUGGCAAGACAUAAAGGAACAUAUUUAACAAAUGAAGCAAAAGGAGCUGAAGAUGCACCUGAUGCCGACACAGCCAUUAUCAAUGCAGAAGGCAGCCAAGUCAAUGCAGAGGAGAAAAAGGAGUAUUUCAUUUAGAUGCAAAGCUAGAAUCUUGGAGUUUUACUUAUCAGGCUGACUGCUGGAGAAAACUGGCUAUCAUUUCUCAGAAUUCAUUUCUGCCAUCUUCUGCUAUCUUUAUUAACUCGCAUACCUGCUAUAAGUAGCCAGUUUAUGCCAACGAUCAGCUGUUGACAAUAUCAUUCUAUAAUUACAGUAUCAUACAUAAAGCAGGACAUUUCUUAUUGCCUAAAUUCAUAUCCACUGCUCUCUUAACAUACAGUGCUUGAAUAUACAGCCUUAACAAUGUUAAUCAUCAUUGUAAUCCAAGUUUUCUACAUUUUUAAAUGUUAUGCAGCUUUCUUCCUUUCCAACUUUCUUUUAUCAUGGUCCAUAUCAGUAUGUCAUAGAGUAUUUAUAACAAAUACUAUUAGGUAAGGACCUAAUUUACUUACAUUAAAGGAUAAGUCUAAGAUUAGAGGUUUACAAAGAAUGUUUUAUACAUGUCUAUAACUCAAAAAGCAAAUUUUUGAGACAUAAGCCCUAGGAAACACAAACUGAAAGCUUUUUAGUAGAGUUUCUUGUAUGCUUGGGUUUGAUGGGAAAGAAGUAUCAAUCCGCUGGGGUUUUUUUGAUUAGUUUUGCUUUGUUCUGGUGUUUUAAAUGGUACUUUGACAACAGUGCCAUGUUUCAGUGGUAAAAUCGUACUGAAUAGCUAUCCAGAUUCUGCAAAGUUAGAUAGUAGUGCUUCAUUUGACAGAAAUUUGUCCUGCCCUUUACUGCUUUUUGGGAUCACAAAGAUUAGAGGUCUUUCUGAGUAAUUUCUGUUUUUAUAAUUUAUUUGCUUCACAUGGACUCACCUGUCAACUCAAAUUUGAAGUGUUCAUGGGGCACAACUGCAAGACAUUUUAGUAUCUGUAUAUAGUGCAUAUAAUAAAUUCAGUUAAACAUUAUUUGAUACAUAUUUAACUUUUUUGGCAGUAGCUAAGUCAGUCACAAGUGAGAUUUUCUAAUGUCCAUUAUAUCCCUUUAGAUAUGACUCAAAUCAAUAUUCUCAGUAGGCAACAUGUAUUAGUAUUUUUUCUGUCUGUAUGUCCUAGCACUGUUCAGCAGCAAACUUUUCUAGUUCUUGUUAAUUUUUUUCUUUGUUAUACAAUGGAAGCACAAUGUUAUAUGGAAAGGUAGUUUUAAGCUAACAACCAGUGCACAGCCUCAGGUUUUAAAUUACAACCACAUUUGAUUACUAUCCUUAAAAAAUAUUGUUAAGUUGCUAAAAUUCUCAGUUUUUAAUUUGGCAGUUCCAGAGCUGCUUCUUUAUGUUGGU
This is a messenger RNA of Rhea pennata, 2962 nucleotides long. RefSeq names its product cell adhesion molecule 2 (gene CADM2). The coding region runs from base 370 to 1677 and encodes 435 amino acids. Gene Ontology annotation, cellular component: neuronal cell body membrane. The record is from RefSeq and is a predicted model, not a curated record. The transcript is spliced from 10 exons. Lineage: Eukaryota; Metazoa; Chordata; Aves; Rheiformes; Rheidae.